AGGGAUCCGGGAUGAGCCUGCUGGUGCUGGGGCCCGCGGGCGGAGGGAAGACGCUGCUGGUGAAGCGACUGCAGAAGCUGACCUCUGGAGAGACAAAGGGAGACCUUGGAGAUCCACCCCCAACGCAGCCCACGGUGGGCACGAACCUCACCGACCUGAUGGUCCGGAGGAAGAUGGUGGUCAGGGAGCUGGGUGGUCGUAUGGCCCCGAUCUGGUCCAGCUACUACGGAGACGCCCGUGCCAUCAUGUUCGUCAUGGAUGCUUCCGACCCCACUCAGCUGUCGUCGUCCUGCGCCCAGCUCCUCGGCGUCCUCUCCGCGGAGCAGCUGGCCACGGUGCCCGUCCUCGUCCUCUUCAACAAGAUCGACCUGCCCUGUUACAUGAGCCCGGAGGAGAUGAAGGGCCUGCUCCGCCUCCCGGACAUCAUCGCCCGCGCCAGCCAGCCCAUCGCCAUCGCCCACGUCAGCGCCCGGGAUGGCACCGGCCUCCCCCAAGUCCUCCGCUGGCUCCGGGACCCCCGCCUCCCCCAAUCCCACCCACCCAAUUAGGCUCCGGGCGGGAAGGAAGGCCCGCAUCCCAAGGGGUGACGAUGAUGAGUUAUUAUUAAUAACGAACAAUAAUGAUAACGACGGUGGUUGGGAUGUUAAUAAUCAUAACGACAGUUGCGGCGUUUGUGGCUCGGUGGCAAGAACCCGGGCUUGGGAGUCAGAGGACGUGGGUUCUAAUCCUGGC
Molecule: messenger RNA, 732 nt
Organism: Tachyglossus aculeatus (Australian echidna)
Lineage: Eukaryota; Metazoa; Chordata; Mammalia; Monotremata; Tachyglossidae
Gene: ARL16
Product: ADP ribosylation factor like GTPase 16
Exons: 5
Coding region: 12-548 (178 amino acids)
Molecular function (GO): GTPase activity; GTP binding
Source: RefSeq, a predicted model, not a curated record